AGAUGGGGGGCGGAGAGUUUGAUCGUUACAGCACAAACCAUUUUAACUCUCAGCCUCUCUGUUCUUUGGGUUUGUUCGCCUUCUUUUUAAUGGCAGAUCUCAGGAUUUCUGUGUGGUUAUAUCAACGGGGACCAAUUAUGAAUUGAACACAGAUCAGCACGCUACCCACUUGGAACAAACACCCCAAAUGAGCACUAAUCGUGCAAUUGGAAUGGAGAGGAUGAACACUCAGGAAUCAUGUCAGCUCACAGAAAACAUAACUACCACGCCCCAUGAUCCAGGAGAAAGUAACUUGAAACAGGGCAGUCAAGCCAGUAACUGCUUCCCACUUUGCAGAAAUAAUGGAGGUAAAAGAAGUCUAGACUACUACUCCAUGCAAGAGCAUGGAAAUAGUUGUACCAGCUUGAACAACAGUGGACAAGUCCAGGCGCAAGAGAAAGUGACUCUGGUUGUAGAUGGCACUAGAUUUGUGGUAAAUCCUCAGAUAUUCACAGCUCAUCCUGAUACUAUGUUGGGAAGAAUGUUUGGACCGGGACGAGAAUAUAACUUCACUCGGCCAAAUGAGAAGGGUGAAUAUGAAAUUGCAGAAGGAAUCGGCUCCACUGUAUUCCGGACAGUGCUGGAUUAUUACAAGACUGGAGUAAUUCACUGUCCUGACGGGAUUUCUAUUCCUGAUCUCAGAGAUACCUGUGAUUAUCUUUGCAUCAAUUUUGACUUCAACACAAUCAAGUGUCAAGAUUUGAGUGCUUUAUUGCAUGAGAUGUCUAACGACGGUGCUCACAAGCAGUUCGAUAGUUACCUGGAAGAGCUGAUUGUGCCUAUAAUGGUGGGCAGCGCCAAGAAAGGAGAACGCGAGUGUCACAUUGUGGUUUUAACUGAUGACGAUGUAGUGGACUGGGAUGAAGACUACCCACCUCCCAUGGGAGAAGAAUACUCACAAAUCCUGUAUAGUUCAAAGCUCUACCGAUUCUUCAAGUACAUAGAAAAUCGGGAUGUUGCAAAAACAGUCUUGAAAGAACGAGGCCUGAAAAAUAUCCGAAUUGGCAUUGAAGGUUACCCAACAUGCAAAGAGAAAGUGAAGAGGAGGCCUGGAGGUCGCUCAGAAGUGAUAUAUAAUUAUGUACAACGUCCGUUUAUUCAGAUGUCUUGGGAAAAGGAAGAAGGGAAGAGUCGCCACGUCGACUUCCAGUGUGUUAGAAGCAAAUCUCUAACAAACCUUACGGUGGAUGAAGAUGUAGCAGAAGACCAGGAGGUUAUGCCUUAUCCUCCCCAGGUGGAUGAACUUGACAGAUUAAAGGCACCACUUUCUCAAAUGGAUCCUAGUGAUCUACCAGAUUGAAAUGGAAGAACAGGACAGUUUUCAAAAAUGGGUUUGGUGGUCUGCCCAGUCUGAGCUACACUGCCGAGUGGAGCCUGCCAUCAGUCUUCCUACAACUGGAUCUCUUACAAGUUCUUUUGUUCUCUCAGUUGCCGUGCUUGUUAAAUGUAGCCUCUCCUCAAACUGAAGGCACUGGCAUUCUUAAAUCCAAAGAUGAAGGCUCCGAAGUUUGCAUUUAACCUUGUCAAGGGACGGAAGUAAAUAUCCCCAUUCAUAACACUGGAAGACACAAAGUGUGUAUGCAUCUGCACUUCUCUGUUAAUAUUCAGUGUAUGGUGGUUACUUCAGGGGCAUCAUUCAGUUCAAGGCCAAGUGUAACAAAAGGGACUCUUUAACAGUACAAUUUUAAGUUGUUUAUAGAAAAACAACUCACGGUUUCCAUCCAGGCAAUAUAAAGAACAUGGGCAUGCGAAGUGUUCUUCAGGUUCCUUUUCAGUAGCUCUUGUGCCAACUCCAAGCACUGAUUUUUAAUCUCUGAGGAAAAUUAAACAAAGGUGAACUCUGGGAUAUGUACAGACCGGUGUGCACACACCACCUCUGAGACACAGCCCAUGCAGAAGAGGAUUUAAGUACCAGGGUGGGAACUUCUUCUGCACAAGAAUCUUAACUCUACAGUGCUGUAUCCUAAACAACUGGUACCUUUCAAGAAGCGAAAUGCUCCAUGUCUAUGUCUUCAACUCAGGGUAAAAUUAGGCUUGUUACCCUAUUGCUUAAAAUAACUGAAAUCUGAGUAUAUGUUAAACAUGAAUUCCAAAAAAUUGGAAGUUCUUGAUGUGUUAUCAUGCAAACUCUGAAGUGUUAGUUUGUCUUUGCAUAGUGUACUAGUAAUUUCCCCUCUCUUAUGAAGCCUAUAGGGGUUUCUGAAUUCUUCUGGUUUUGGGGUAACCUGACUUGGUGCAUGCUUUUAGUCAAGAAUUGAUCACUUAAUACUAGGGAUAAGAUGUGGAGGUCUUUGCAGCUAUUAGCAUUCAAAUAUACAGAGGGAUUUCUUAUAUAGCCCCCCCAAUAAAUAAUCCAUAAAGAUCAGUGUACUAAAUGAGUUAUAUAAUUCCCCCAAACAUUGGAGAUAAUUCUCCAAAGUUGCAAAAACAUAACUUUUAAUAAGUUAAAAAAUACCAAAGUAUAUUGUCUCAAACAGCUGUGUUGGACGUCUAAUAGCUCAUGUUGGCUUUACUGCUAAAAUAGUUUGCUGAUUGCUAAUGUAUACCAUUCUGCUGUAAGCUAACACUGGCCUUCUGUUUUGUAAAAGCAUUUAAUAGAUGAGGAAGAAGGGCCAAGUAUGAUGAUGUUCAGAUCAAAUUUGUUUUAACAGUGAAAUAUCUGCCAGUUCCACAUUUCCAGUAAUCCUUUCACAAAGUGCCUGCAGGAAGUUUUCAGAAGCAUGUGAAAGGAAUGUAUCGCUUCCACUAUGAGCAAGGUGAUAUGGUACAGACUCCACAAUUCCUUUUUGGGGAAAAAAAUCCUGUUGAACAUUCACAGAAGGUGACUUAAGUACUUACAAGCAACCAUUAUUAUUGAAAGAAACAUGUAUGAAAAAUGACUCCAUGUGGGUUCUGCCAUCACCAUAUUCAACAAUGAAAAUUAUUGAUCAAGAGAUUAGCUGGAAGCCACGUGUGUCACAUACAGCUGAAUUCUGUGAAUCCGUUCAGCAGUAGAUUCCUUCUUGUGCUGAAGGAGGGCUGUACUGUUUGGUAAGCAGAUUCUUGGGAUUCAAUCUGUAGCACCUGUCCUCAAAUCACCUGAGACUUAAAUCCUGACCCCAAAAAGUAUGCGGGUCUUUGAGGGUGGCAAGGAUUUGACAGAUCUUCAACUGAUUACAGAACUACCAUUUCAGAGUAUGUCAUCAAAAUUAUUAGUUUUGUUUAUGGGCAUAUAUUUCACAAGGCUGUUAUGUAAGCCAAAGUUACCCUGAUGUUUUCAGCAGUCACCACAUAAAGCACAGAAGGGCCAACUGGCAUUUUCAAGGUACAUGACAGCAAGUUGGUGGUAAUUAUAAUUAUCACAUGGCAUUGUGUAUAGAAUAACCAAGAGAUCCUAAGAUUGUCUGGCAGGCAGAAGUUCUAGCUCUU
This is a messenger RNA of Gekko japonicus, 3447 nucleotides long. RefSeq names its product potassium channel tetramerization domain containing 20 (gene KCTD20). Gene Ontology annotation, biological process: positive regulation of phosphorylation. Lineage: Eukaryota; Metazoa; Chordata; Lepidosauria; Squamata; Gekkonidae. Gene Ontology annotation, molecular function: protein binding. The record is from RefSeq and is a predicted model, not a curated record. Gene Ontology annotation, cellular component: cytoplasm. Bases 188 to 1339 code for a protein of 383 amino acids. The transcript has 8 exons.